This is a messenger RNA of Homalodisca vitripennis (glassy-winged sharpshooter), 486 nucleotides long. RefSeq names its product BICD family-like cargo adapter 1. Lineage: Eukaryota; Metazoa; Arthropoda; Insecta; Hemiptera; Cicadellidae. Bases 1 to 486 code for a protein of 161 amino acids. The transcript has a single exon. The record is from RefSeq and is a predicted model, not a curated record.
AUGGCGGAGUCUGUCUCACAGGACCUCCCUCAAACUAAACCCCAUAUAAACAGCAACUCUGAACUUAACCCCUUAAGCAACUCACUCCAAGAACUCGAAAAAAGCCUGACAGAAUGUGACACACAGAGUAGCGAGGAAAGCUUGAUAGUAGCCGCCAAAAUCGGAUCCGCUUUACUCCAGGAAAACAACUACUUAAAAAAUGAAAAUCGUAGACUCCAAGACAAACUGAAUAGUCUAGAAGCCAAAGUAGAGGAGUUAGAAAACUGCGAAGGAAAGUAUGUCUCACAUAUGGAAAGGCUCCAAGAAAAGAUAUCCGAGCUCGAAGCACAGUUGACCAAGGAAAAACUGUAUGUGGUUGAAGCACAAACUAUUUUUGAGGACCAUGACGGGAAACAGAUCGAACUUAUUAAAGACUAUGAAAAUAAGAUUGAAGAAUUAGAGAGUAAAAUUAUGACACUGCAGCUACAGACACCUGAAAAAAACUGA